CCCAAGCCAAAAAAAUCAUUAAAUUCCCUCCAAACAAAACCACAUGAAUAUAGCAGCAACACUCUUCCUCACACUCUCCAUAAUCCCUUCUCUCUCCGCAGCUCCAUGCAAUCCCCAAUUCUGCGACGCCGUUCUCGGCCCGGAGAUCCGCUUCCCUUUCUUUCUACCGAGCCGCCAAUCACCUAGCUGCGGCUUACCGGGCUUCGAGCUCCGCUGCAACUCACAAAGCCAGACGAUCCUAACCCUACCUCACUCCGGCUCCUUCGCGGUGAACCGCAUCGACUACGCCACUCAGAUCAUCCACAUCGACGAUCCGAACGCGUGCCUGCCGGCUCGGAUCCUCAAUUUCUCGGUUUCCGGGUCGCCGUUCCUCGCCACCUACAAGAGGAGCUACGCCUUCCUAAAUUGCUCCUCCGAUUUCACCGAUUUCGAUCCGAAUCUAUUCACGCCGCUGUAUUGCCUGGGCGCCGUUCUCGCGAUGAGGUCGGAUGCGGCGGCGCCGGUGCCGGCGGCGUGUGUGAGGUUUAAGAGCGUGGAGGUGCCGCUGGAUUUGGGGGAUGAUUUGGAGCUGCUUUGGAACGUGCCGGUGUGCUGGAAUUGUGAAAAUGAGGGCGGUAUUUGCGGAUUGAAGGAGGAGGAUGGAGAGGGCUCUGGCGUUGCUUGCUUCCGCCGUUCUAAAUCAGCUCUUUCAACAAGUGCGAAAUAUGGAAUCAUACUUGGACUUGGAAUACCAGGACUACUAUGUAUUAUGGGGAUCACAUGCUAUGCUUGCGGCUUGAUUCAGCCUUCCAACCUCCGGCACCGCCUCGAGUCUGAACUCCCGAUGACAAUCUCCGACCAAAGGCCGGUGAUAAGGUCGGCGAGCGGCCUCGAUGGGCCCACCAUAAAUUCAUACCCAACAAUGGUCCUAGGAGAGAGCCGUAGGCUUCCCAAAGCGAGCGAUGUCUGUUGUCCGAUUUGCUUGUCCGAUUACCAACCAAAGGAGACUCUAAAGAGUAUUCCAGAAUGCAACCACUAUUUCCAUGCAGAAUGUGUAGACGAGUGGCUUAAGCUCAACGGCUCUUGUCCUGUGUGUAGGACUAGGAAUUAACCCUUCUUGAAAUAUAUCCACAUGUUAAUAUUGAAAAUAUGAAGUAAAAAAAUACUAGUAUAUGAAGUACGGUCCAACACUCCAAACUAAGUUUUAUCUUAAACCAACAAACAAAUUGUAGAA
Molecule: messenger RNA, 1213 nt
Organism: Salvia splendens (bonfire salvia)
Lineage: Eukaryota; Viridiplantae; Streptophyta; Magnoliopsida; Lamiales; Lamiaceae
Product: putative RING-H2 finger protein ATL21A
Exons: 2
Coding region: 44-1090 (348 amino acids)
Molecular function (GO): polysaccharide binding
Source: RefSeq, a predicted model, not a curated record